This is a messenger RNA of Prorocentrum cordatum, 406 nucleotides long. The record is from the annotation of a GenBank genome assembly. Lineage: Eukaryota; Dinophyceae; Prorocentrales; Prorocentraceae.
AUGCGCCCGCGCGUCUCCCUGCGCGGCGGGGCCACCGAGCCGGCUGGAGAGGCGGAGAGGGCAGGGGAGGAGGCAAAAGGAACGGAGGAAGAGGUGAUCAAGCGCCAAGGGCCAGAAGGAGGGGAAAGGCGCAGCAGGAGGGGGACGGAGGCGAGGGCGGAGGCGCAGGCCUGGCGGAGAGGCUCUGGCCGCACGCUUUGUGCGGGCCGUCGUGAACACGCCGCGCCGCAGAGCAGCGCAGGAAAAAAAGCGGCGACAAAAGCCUCGCACUUUGCACGGCACCGGGCGCUCACUCUUCGCUCUCCGGCGCCGCUGGGCUCCAGCGGGGGCGCCGCUAGCGGAAGCCGUCGUCUUCGUACUGGUCGGUCACGAACUCCUGGGCGGUGCUCGUCGGCGGCUGCCUGCA